Messenger RNA from Dothidotthia symphoricarpi CBS 119687, 1574 nucleotides. RefSeq lists its product as uncharacterized. The transcript has a single exon. The record is from RefSeq and is a predicted model, not a curated record. Bases 1 to 1167 code for a protein of 388 amino acids. Lineage: Eukaryota; Fungi; Ascomycota; Dothideomycetes; Pleosporales; Dothidotthiaceae.
AUGCGCGCCCCCCGCCCAAACGACACGGCGCGCCGAAAAGUCGUAGCGUGGAGCCGCAUCCGCUCGGCGUGGCAGACGGACGCGACAGGGCUUGCGAGCCACGGCAUUGUGCUGCCCCCGGCCGCCGGGAAGAAUCUGCUCGAGAUUCUCGCCUUGAUCGCCCACAACCACUCUCUCGCCGACUUUCAGCGCGUCAUCACCCGGCUGCUGACUGUGCCGCGCAACCCAGGCCAGCCGAACCCGAAUCCGAACGCGCCAAGAGUUCGCGCCGUGCAGCGCGUCGACCUGGAGGCCGCGAGGGAGGCACUCGACAGGGCUGCAGGGGAAGACGAGGAGGAGGAGGAAGAAGAGGAAGAGGAAGAAGAGGAAGAGGAAGAAGAGGAAGUCGUCAGCAUCCCUUCUCCCGAACGUCCCCGCGGCGCCGCCAACAACCUCCCCGACCUCUUCAGCGACCCGCAUGACACCAGCCUCAACCUGCCAGACACCAGCCUCGUCAGCCACUUCACAUUCCCGCGCCUACCAUCAACACCGCCUCACACACCAGUGCAGCCCCCCUCCCGCGAAUCGUCCAUGCCCACCACACGCCAAUCAAACUCCAGAUCGCAACUCACAGCCACACCCACACACCCACGCCCCGCCUCAACAUCCCAGCCAAUGGCCAAGCGCCAGCGCCGCGGCAGCCCCUCCGCGCCCACGACGCACCCCAUGCACAACCCCAGCCCCGACUUCUUCACCGGCGUGCUCGACAUGCUGGGCGAGACCGACCGCGACGUGGCAGCCUCAUACACCACGGUGCUGAAGGAGAUCAACUUCAUCCUCGGGCGCGCACGGGAGAACACGGAUGCCGCAGUCGCCGCAGCGACACAAGUCAAAGCGCAGGCACAGGCGCUGCAGGACGCGACUGCCGCGGCGGAGUUGCCAGAUCUACAUGUCGCCAAGACGGCGUACUCGGACGUGGCGUACAAAGAGCGUGUGGAGCUGCUCAAACAGCAGAUGGCGGAUCUGGAGGAGAAGAGGGGAGAGCUGGAGACGCAGGAGGCCGAGCUGGAGGAGAGGCGGAUCGAGGAGGAGGACGCGCGGGCGCGGAUGAGGGCAGGGGAGCAUGUGUGGGAAUGCUUUGCCCGGUUUGUGGGUGAGAAACGUGAGAAUGGGAGGGGGAAGGAGUGAGUGGGCGUGUAGAGAGGAUGUAUCCAUGGAUAUCGGGGCGUCGAGCAUUAUACCCGGGUUCGCUUCAGGUUUCCCACGUUCAAGGAAGGACGUGGGAUUGAAAAGGUGUUUUUGCCGAUUAUCAAGAUGGGGUAGACAGGCUGUGCAAGAGCAUAGUGAGAUUUACCCAGGCCUUUACGAGCGCGACUUAUCCUAACGCAUGGCUUCAAUUUACUAGUUUUAUUCGUGUCCUCUCUUUGUCCACCACUCGCGCGAUUUCGUCAAAUGACCCCCAUUCCUGCUUCAACUCCCCAGCGCCUUGCCCCACACACUCGUCCCUUUGCCUUUUCCACCGAGAUCCUCCCAACGGCAAUCCAUGUCAUCUUCGAAAAGCACCCACGAGGGCAUUAUUCCAACGAUGCCAUGAC